ACCAAUGACGACGAUUCGUAAAAAAUUGGUUAUUGUUGGCGAUGGUGCCUGUGGUAAGACUUGUCUGCUGAUUGUCUUUAGCAAAGAUCAAUUCCCUGAAGUGUAUGUGCCCACUGUAUUUGAAAAUUAUGUGGCCGACAUUGAAGUCGAUGGCAAACAGGUUGAAUUGGCCUUAUGGGAUACAGCCGGUCAAGAAGAUUAUGACAGACUUCGCCCACUCAGUUAUCCAGAUACAGAUGUUAUACUAAUGUGUUUCUCUGUGGAUUCACCCGAUUCAUUAGAGAAUAUUCCUGAAAAAUGGACCCCAGAGGUCAAGCAUUUUUGUCCAAAUGUCCCCAUUAUUUUGGUGGGUAACAAAAAAGAUUUGAGAAACGAUCCCAAUACAAUUCGGGAUCUUGCAAAAAUGAAGCAGGAACCAGUUAAGCCACAAGAAGGUCGUGCUAUGGCUGAAAAAAUCAAUGCCUUUGCCUAUUUAGAAUGUUCGGCCAAGUCCAAGGAGGGUGUUCGAGAAGUAUUUGAAACCGCCACUAAAGCUGCAUUGCAAGUUAAAAAGAGGAAGAGGACCAAAUGUAAUUUGCUCUAAAAGAGUUCUAUACUUCAUUUAAAACAACAACAACAACUACAGCAACAACAACCAUACUUUUUUUAAUAAAAACAAAUUCAACAACAACAACAAACAAGAACAUACAAUUUUACUUCUACAACAACAAACAAUAAAAAAUACACACAAAAAAAACUACAAGAAAA
Molecule: messenger RNA, 747 nt
Organism: Musca vetustissima
Lineage: Eukaryota; Metazoa; Arthropoda; Insecta; Diptera; Muscidae
Gene: Rho1
Product: ras-like GTP-binding protein Rho1
Exons: 4
Coding region: 5-583 (192 amino acids)
Biological process (GO): cell migration; small GTPase-mediated signal transduction
Molecular function (GO): GTP binding; GTPase activity
Source: RefSeq, a predicted model, not a curated record